CCGACUUCCGAUUCCGCAUUUGGACGACGUCUGCGCCAUUUUGAUGAAACGGCGAGGAGGAGCAGGGAGCCACUGAAGCAACGUGUUGUGUCGCAAUGGGUUUUAAAGAUUAAUUCUGAAACAUGGUUAUUAUACAUCGUAUGUGGAGAACAUCGGUGAAAACAAGUAGGAUAUCGGCCCUCCUGGCAUAGCGUGGAUUUAUUUGAGGGGUAAUUUCGAGAGCAUGCUCACAUACAAGCCAAUGCUUUUGUUUAGCCAGUGGUCCGCUCUUCUGUAGUGGCUUAAAUAGAGAGCUAACCCAUGUUAGCCUCGGCUCCAUUUUAGUUAUCUUUAGAUUUGUCUUCGGAAAAGUGUUUCAACGCUUGACGUCGACGUGAAGAUCGGUGGACUAACAUCUGAUGUCCUUAUUCAUUACUGGGGACUUUGGAAAAGGACUUGGCUAAGAAAGACACCGCAAGGACUGCAUUUACUGCUCACGGAGACCUAGGCCCGCUGCUCACCUAGUGGCUGCGGCAGGCCCGGGGUUUCAUGGACAAUUCACCACGGACUUGAUAGAAUUUCCUAUAAAUAUUUAAGCUUAACAGAUACCAAAUGGACUCCCUUGGAUUUGUUAAGUGCAGUUGCUUUAUAUUGGACUGAAACGAACUGAUAACAGUACACCUCGCCGUGUACUGGCGCACUUGCCUUCCACGUCAAUGUUUUUCAUUGGCAACAAUGACUUUGUUGACAUCCGCCAACUACCCGUUCUUGGAUUACUUUUGUUGAAUUUGUGCUGUGUUUCAGCGAUUUCAGAGGGAAGGGUUGAUGCAUCAUAACGCUGAAGACUAGCCUGUGUUGUAGCCCUGUAUUCUUUAUUAAACUCUGUGUGUUUUGUGUGCUAACUUGAGUAAUUCCCAAGUUUUGUAAAAAUGUCGUGUGUUCAUUAUAAGUUUUCGUCCAAACUGGACUAUAACACAGUCACGUUUGAUGGGUUGCACAUUACUCUCAAUGAGCUUAAACGGCAGAUCAUGGCCCGUGAGCGUCUCAAGGCCACAGACUGCGACCUGCAGAUCACCAAUGCGCAGACGCGGGAAGAGUACACGGAUGACGAGAUCCACAUACCGAAACACUCUUCUGUCAUAGUCCGUCGAACUCCUAUUGGUGGGGUGAAACCAGCUGGCAGGACGUUCAUUAUAGAUCGUUCUGAUACGGCCAUGGUGGGAUCGUCCAGACCAACCGAUUCCUCCCCCUCUAUGUCUCUGGCCCAACUCUCGAAGACGGCAAACCUGGCAGACGCAAACGCAUCUGAGGAGGAUAAGAUUAAAGCCAUGAUUUCUCAAUCCAUCCAUGACUAUGACCCUAUUCAUUACUCAAAGAAAGCUAUCGGACCCCCACCUGGGCACUACAUCUGCUUCCGCUGUGGCAAGACAGGGCACUACAUUAGACAAUGCCCCCUGCAGAUGGACAAGAGUUUGGAGGGGCCCAAACCGGUGAAGAUAAGCAAAGGCAUUCCCCAGAGCUUCAUGGUUAAAGCCGAACCGGACGCCAAAGGGGCCAUGUUAACCAGCACGGGAGAAUAUGCCAUUCCUGCCAUAGAUGCUGAGGCGUAUGCGCAGGGGAAAAAGGAGCGCCCUCCCUUUGUUCCUCGGGACCAAUCAGCAUCUGAGGACGAGUCUGACCCAAUACCCGACGAGCUGCUCUGUCCAAUCUGCAACGACCUGAUGAGCGACGCUGUGGUCAUACCGUGCUGUGGGAACAGCUACUGUGAUGAUUGCAUCAGGACCAGCCUGCUGGACUCCGAGGAGCACGUCUGCUACACCUGCAAGCAGUCGGACGUUUCGCCCGACAACCUCAUCGCCAACAAGUUCCUGCGUCAGGCCGUGAACAACUUUAAGAACGAGACGGGCUACACCAAACUCGGGCGCAAGCAGCUGCAGCAGGUGGCGCCAUCUGUGCCCCGCCCCCUGCCCCCCCGCCACGUGCCCUCCAGGCAGCAGGACCCACUGAUGGCCCACGUCGCCAUCCCGCCCCCCCGCGCCCUCCCCCCCGCCGCCGUCGCCGUCGCCCCACCGCAGCCUCUGGUCGUGCUGCCUCCCCCGGUUGUUUCGGCGCCGCCCCCCGUCGCCACCGCCACCGCCGCCGCCGCCAUUGUGCGACAGGACACCCCGCCACUGGCCCCGCCGCCGACCCAGGACUCCCGGGAUCGCCAUGACAACCGGGACGUCCAUGACAACAGGGAAAUCCCCGACAACCGGGACCUCCACGAUGCCCGGGACAACCGGGACAACCGGGACAAUAGGGAGCACCAUGACAACCGGGACGCUCGGGACAGCCGGGAUCACGGCGACGCCCGUGACACCCGGGAUCACCAUGACAACCGGGACCACCACGACCCCCGGCAUGACCCCCGAGACCAGCACCACCACCACCACCCCAGAGACCAACACCACCACGACCCCCGGGAGCGCCACGACGUCCACUCCCCGAUGCAGUCCGGCGGCCAGAGGGAACCACCCCCGCCAGGGUACGUUGUCAGGCACGGCGUUAAUGAGGCGGACCACGACCCACACAUGAUGAUGAACCAAGGUCCACCGCACGACGGCAGGCCACAGAACUGCCACCACCCUCUGAUUGGACAUCCGCCCCCUCCAAGGCCCCUUCAUCACCAACAAGGUCCCCCGCCACGCCCCCAUCAGCCCCACAGAGGAGGAGGUCCAGUGGGAGGCGGAGGACCCAGACACUGGGACAGAAACUUCCGGCCCCGUGAGGAUCACCCCCCACCCCGGAUGCAGGUGGCCCCCUUCCCGCCCAACGCCGCGCCCCCGGUUUACGCCGCCCCCGCGCUCUAUCCCCCUCCCCCCCAGAUCUACCCGCCCCCCUACUCCACGGGACCCGGCCUCAUCCCGCCGCCCCCCGUCGGCUACCAGCCCCAGCCCAUGUACCCCCCCGGGAUGCAGGGCAUCAACCCCCCCUGGAUGCCCCCGAACAACCAGCACCCCCUCGGGCCCCACCCACCCCCCCUCAACCAGCCCCACCUCUCCAAGGAGGAGUUCUACCGGCAGCACCAUCUCCAUCACCACCCCGACGAGGUAACCUCCAAGCUUGACGAGUUCACUAAAGACUUCCACAAAGAGCUGAUGAAGUACUGCAGUGCGCCAAAGAGACGCAGACGGUCUUACACCAGGUCGCGGACCUACAGCCGCUCGCCGUUCAGCCGCUCUCCCUUCUCCAGGUCCAGGUCCCGGUCCCGGUCGUACUCCUACACCCCAAGCCGCUCGCGCUCGCGCUCCCGCAACCGGUCCUACCCCCGCUCGCCCUUCUCCCGGCGCAACGGGCGCAGCUACGGCCGCACGCGCUCCCGUUCCCGCUCUCGCUCCAGGCCGUACACGUACCGUCGGUCGGGCUCUCCGCGCUCUCCCGGGCCGUACCGCCCCCCCGGUGGUCAAGGCUGGGACGGCGCAGACGGAGCAGCCUUCAGGUCCAGGUCCCGUUCCCGCACCCCUGGCGGCUUCCGGAGGGUCAGUCCCGGCGGCGGUGGAGGCGCUGGCGGAGGCGGUCGCAAACCCCCGCCGCGGGAGCCGCCACCCUUCGACGGGCGGGACAUGAGCCCCGGAACCCACGAGCGCUGGGAAAGGGACGGCUACAGGCAGUGGGAGAGGGACUACCGGGACUACUACAAGUACUACAGGGACUACGAUGGCCAGCCCCCGCACCACAGGGCGCACGGCAGCCGGGACCGGGAGAGGGACCGGCUCUCGCCCCCGCCCAGAGACUACUCCCCCCAGGGCAAGAGCCGGAGGGGGCGGGACGGCGACCGAGGCGCGCCCUCGUUCCACCAGCCCUCCUCCUCCUCCGGGACCAAGAGCAGCAGCAAGAGCAGCAAGUCCAAGAAAGUGAAGAAGAAGAAGAACGGGGACGAGUCGGAGGCGGCCCACCAGUCCAUGGACCGAGGGGACGCCACCCCCGUCCGGGACGAGCCCAUGGACGACGCGCCCAACCUCUCCAAGACGCCCCCCAGCUCCUCCAAGAGCAGCUCCGCCGCCAAGGCCGCCACCAGCAAGAGCUCCUCCUCCUCUGCGUCCGCCAAGACCUCGACCAAGUCAGGGAAGACCUCGUCCGACAAGAGCAAGAAGGACAAGACGUCCAAGGUCAAGGUCAAGGUGAAAACCGAGGCCGCCAAGGUCAAAGGUAAAAAAGCGGUGCCGGACGCAGCACCGGCCAAAAAGAAGGAGGGCUCCUCUUCCUCCUCCUCCACCGCCGCUGCCGCGGCACCUCCUCCUCCUCCUCCUCCUCCUCCUCCUCCUCCUCUUUCGAAGUCGUCCAAGACUACCAAGGCCCCAGGGCCCGAGGAGACCAGCGUCCCGGCCGUCGUGAAGAAGGACAAGGCCAAGGCGCCCGCGCCGCGGCCCGUCCCGAUCAAACCCCGCCUGGUGUCCUCUCGGAUCCAACCCCCGCCCCCCCCGGUUCUCCUGGACACCCCGCGGCCCGUCGUCGACCUCCACGGCGGACGGGACCCCCUGAAAAACGCCGGCCUCCUGCCGCUCCCGAUGCAGCACGGGCUCCUGAUGCUGCCCCACCACCCCUCCUUCCAGAUGGACAAACGCAGGCGGCCCGGGGAGGAGCGGCCGCCUUUCCUGCUGGGGCUGCCCCCAAACAAGCUGCGAUGCAUCGGGGUACCCGGGAUGGGGUUGGACCGCCUCCCUCACACCCAGAUGGUGCUCCCGGCGCAGCUCCUGAGAGUCCCCAGUGCCAUGGAUCGACCAGGAAUACUGCCCACCCCGGGAGCGCCCCGUGAUCCAGGGCGAGGGGACAUGGGCCAGCGAGACAUGGGCCAGCGAGACAUGGGCCAGCGAGACAUGGGCCAGCGAGACAUGGGCCAACGGGACUUGGGCCAACGGGACUUGGGCCAACGUGACUUGGGCCAGCGAGACAUGGGCCAGCGAGACAUGGGCCAGCGAGACAUGGGCCAACGGGACUUGGGCCAACGGGACUUGGGCCAACGUGACUUGGGCCAACGUGACUUGGGCCAACGUGACAUGGGCCUGCGGGACAUGGGCCAACGGGAUAUGGGCCAGCGAGACAUAGGCCAGCGCGACAUUGGCCAACGUGACAUAGGACAGCGAGACAUUGGCCAACGUGACAUAGGACAGCGAGACAUAGGCCAGCGCGACAUAGGACAGCGAGACAUGGGCCAACGAGAUGUUGGCCAGCGAGACAUGGGAUGGGUGGACAUCAGACCCCUAAUGGACCUCCAGGUGAAGCCGAUGGCCCCUCGGAGGAUCAAGCUGAACCGCGACCUGGGGAGGAAGAAUAGCACCGAGGGUCCUUCCACUGACAAACCCCCCGCCGCGCCAGAGAAGACCCCCAGCGCCACAGACAAAGCAUCUUCUGGCAGCACCCCCACAGGCGAGAGGCCCCCCAGAGGUCCAGAGCCGACCGGGAGGAGGGAGAGGUCGGUGUCCCGGGAAAGGGGUGGCUCCAGAGAGAGGCCGGGGAGCGGCAGGGAGCGGGACCAACGCAUGGGACUGGACCGGGACCGGGACAGAGUCUCCGGUGCCGACAGAGAACGGGAUAGAAUUCCAGGGUCGGACAGGGAAAGGGACACGAAUUUGGGAAUAGACCGGGAACGGGACAGAAUUUCCAGAUCAGACAGGGAUAGGGACCGAGACAGGGACAGAAUCUCCGGAUCGGACCGCGAUAGGGAAAGAGUUUCAGGAUCUGACCGAGACAGGGACCGACUUCCCGGAUCGGACCGCGAGAGGGACCGAGGCCCCGCGUCGGACAGAGAGCGGGACAGACUCCCAGGGUCGGACAAAGGGCGAGAGAGGGCUCUGGGAUCCGGCAAGGAGCGGGACAGAUCCCGCGGGCCGGACCGUGAGCGGGGCCAGAGCUCCGACUCGGACAGACACCGGGAGAAAACCUCCGCUGCGCCGGCGGCCGAGAAGAUGGCGGUGACGGUGGAGAGGGACGCCGCCGACGGACAGCGCCUGGUGAAGACCGACAAAAGCGACUCCGGCGGCGGUGCCGUCGGGAGAUCCGUCUCCGUGGACAAGAUGACCAUCGCAGAGCGGUCGGCCAUCGCCAGGAAGACGGCGGAGCCCGCGGAGAAGGCACGCCGGUCUUCCAAGGAGAAGGACGCAGAGUCAUCGGAGAAGGGGCCCAAGACUGACAGGGGUGUCUCCAAAGACCGAGCAGAGAGGACGGGGACCUCUGGAGAGAAGCCAGCUGCCGCUCCCAGAGAAGCAGGGAAGGGCAGCGACGCCUCAGCGACAAAGAGCAGAUCCAGGGUGAACCGCAAGGCUUUGACUAGCCGCCCCUCUGGCAGCAGACCAGCCGAGACGGGGAGGUCGGACUCUGAUCAGAACCAGAGGUCCGGGAGCUCCAAGGACUCUGACCCCCGGUCACAGAGCCCCGGCGACGGCCGCAAACACAGCCCCACCCCGGAGCCCAGUCCAGGACGCGUCGAGGUCCUCAUCCAGCCCCCGCCUCGCUCCAAGUGGGAGCGAGACGACGAAGAGGAAUGGCCCGAGAACGGACUAGCCGCGCCCGCCGAGAAACCUGCGUCGCCCCCCAGAGGCCGAGAGAAGGAAAAGCACCCCGAUGCCCCCAAACCCGUAAAGAGCCUGGCCAGGGACGGCCCCAAGGAGGAGAAGAGGGGGGCCGCCAAAGAGGAGAAGACCACAACGCCGGCAGCAACGACGACGACGGGGAAAGGUGUAAAGCAGGAGGGCAAGGCUGUGAAGACCUCCCAGGCGGUCAAGGCCAAAGCCCCCCGGGACGAGAGCCGAGGACACGGACGGAGCGGCGAGAGGGAGGAGGCCAAAGGCGUCGCCGCGAAGGAGGAGCGGGCCCCGGGAGGAGCCGGCCGGGAGGAGAGCCGAGGCCCCGAGCCCAGGCGCCAGCGUCUGUGCUCCGACCUGGGCCGCGAGACGGACGAGGCGGCCUUCGUGCCGGACUACAGCGAGGGCGAGGGCUCCGAGCCCCAGAAGGGCGGCAGCGUCAGCGCCAGCCCCUCCCACAGCGUCGCCUCCGGCAGCCCGGCCCACAGCAACGCCAGCGGCUCGGUGGCCACCACCGCCACGGGCGACAAGAAGAAGAAGAAGAAACGCAAGAAGGACAAGAAACACAAGAAGCACAAGAAGCACAGCGGCCAGGACGCGCCAGAGGACGCCGAGUCCAAGGAGCGCAAGCACAAGCACAAGAAGAAGAAGCAUAAAAAGAGCAAGGAGGCGGAGGAGCCCGGGAGCAAGACGCCCCAAGAGUAGCCACCAGCGCUCGCCUGUCCAAGCCCCCCUCGCCGCUACUGCCCACUUGGGUUUUUCAUCUCCACCUGCCGAGGGUGCAUGUAGUUAACAACAACCCCCCCCCCCCCCCCUAAUCAUCAGGCUGCUCCUUGCAGACCUGUCGUGCGGCUGGCCUGGCACUGUGCUCCUGAACACUUGUGUCCCUGCCUUUUGCAAGAAGACUAAGAGCGUGUGCUCCUCGUUUUAGUCUCCCAUGUUGAUUGAGACUUCUGCAGAUGCUACACUUAGGGCGGCAACAUCAAGACCUACACAGAACACUUGCCCCCCGCCCCUCCCCGCCUCUUAAUCCGAAGCACUGAUGUGAAAGAGUAUAGGGGCAGUGGCGCCUUAUUGUAUUUGUGAGCGUGUCUUGAAAAGAGUUUGAGUGAGUCAUACCCACUGGGGUCCUGACUGCGUUGGAGGUCUCCGACGGUGCCUGGGUUCGAGCGAUCAACCAGCGGCCGUUGGCGGAGCUGAAGGAAAGCUUCGCUGCAGGGUCCCUGGCUCCACGGCGUCGCCAGGGUCCAGGUGUCUGAACGGACAGCGUACUCAGGGAUGUGUUUGAGAGGGGGGUAUUACCGCGUCGUUGUCCUUUAAAAGUUUGAUCUUGUAAAUAGCGUUGAGCUAUUGCCUAAUCUGUUGAUGUUCAGUGCAGGACCCCGCGAUGCCCCCCCCCCCCCCUCUAUGCACCUUACGUCGAGCCACUUGAUUGACUUUGGAGACGGUUGGCUCUGAGACAUCCCCGGAUCAGGGGUGUGUUCAUGGACAACUGCAUGUUUUUUUUUGUUUUUUUUGUCGUUCCAAAGUUGCAGUAGUUUGUAUCACAAUGUGAAUGCCACAGGGUGUGCGUACUAUGAAUAGUGUGUGUGUGUGUGUGUGUGUGUGAGUAACCUAAAUGAGCUGUGUGACUGGAACAAGGGGUGCUUGAGGAUCUCUUUACUUCAAAUUGAAAUGACGGUUCUUUUUUCUUUUUUUAAUUAAAGAUGUUAUGACUUCUACACGAUUUGUUUUGUUUUUUAUUUAGGUAAUAAACUUGAAGGGUAAAAAUG
Molecule: messenger RNA, 8311 nt
Organism: Gadus macrocephalus (Pacific cod)
Lineage: Eukaryota; Metazoa; Chordata; Actinopteri; Gadiformes; Gadidae
Product: E3 ubiquitin-protein ligase RBBP6-like
Exons: 20
Coding region: 909-7244 (2111 amino acids)
Biological process (GO): protein ubiquitination; ubiquitin-dependent protein catabolic process; mRNA processing
Cellular component (GO): nucleus
Molecular function (GO): nucleic acid binding; ubiquitin protein ligase activity; zinc ion binding
Source: RefSeq, a predicted model, not a curated record